CACGUGACAGGCGUUGCCCUAAAACAGAACUGUUGCACGGUGGAGUCUGUUUACAGCUCAUUUCAGAGAAGAGGCAAUUUAUUUACGUUGUCUGUGGUGGUAGAUCCAAGGGGAACGCGGAUGUAACGGAUACCGAGCCUUCGUGUAACCGAAUUUCCACCAUGGCUGGGGAGAAUGCCUAUUCGCUGUCAAGCGUGAACGUGGUGCUCGUCAUGGCCUACGGGAGUCUGGUUUUUGUCCUGCUCUUCAUUUUUGUCAAGAGGCAAAUCAUGCGCUUCGCCAUGAAGUCCCGCAGAGGACCGCACGUGCCGCUGGGCCACAACGCACCUAAGGGCCUGAAAGAGGACAUUGACACGGCUCUAUCGAAAGUGCACGAGAUCCGCUAUGAGCCACGACUUCUGUCCGAGCAGGAUGACCGAUUGAAGCGCAGAGCCCCAAACGGUUGCUAUAACUAUCUCUACAGAAUGAUGGCCCUUGAUGCUAUCAGAGACUCAGAGCUCCCUUUUCAGGAGUUGGGCCGGAGUCCCAGCGCCCUCACAGGCCGUAGUUUUCGAACCUGGUUGGUUGAGCUGCGCAACUCUCACUCGGCUUUCAAAAGCAACCGCGGUGCCCUGAUUGACUCGCUGCUGGAAGGCUACGACAGCGCUCGCCAUGGGACAGGGGUGUUUGGAGAAGCAGAGUUUCUAAAAUACCAAGAAUCGCUAAAUGAACUUGCUGCUCUUGUGAAGGCCCACUCCAGCUCAACAAGUUUGAACCAGCAGCACCAGUCUGCAGCCAAGGAUCUGACCAGUUCCCCAGCUCCAGCUGCACCUUCCACUAUCCAGGUUACCUACCUUCCCUCUUCCGGCCAGCGCAGCAAGCGGCCCAAGCAUUUCCUGGAGCUCAAGAAUUUUAAGGACAACUAUAAUACGCUGGAGAGCACACUAUGAGUGCGUGGACCGAUAGCAUGUUGGGUAGGCCGAGAAGAGUAAGUUUAUGGCUAAUAAAGCAAGUUCCAAGUGUUGUAGGGACCAAAGGAAAAAACAUGGCAUGAAAGCCAAAACCAGGUAACUCACUGUGCGGGUGAGCAUAGUUGUGAGAAGACUGACAUAACUGUCAUCUGUUCACAGGUACAGUUUUGUUCAUCAGGCCUUGGGUCUAAAACCAAGUGGUAACCAUAAGGGGUCCAUUAUCCCAGUCAGCAUAAAGCUGUAUGUUACAGAAAACUACAGAAUAAUUCAAAAGCAACAUUUCCAAUUACUUUUAGAAGCCCGUGCUCAUCAUGGAGCUUAACUAAGAACAUCUUGUUAGUUCCCAUCUUUGAUGGUGAGAACUAUGGACCACUGGAAAUGCAGAGGAGGUAAAGAUGGGUGUAGAGCACAGCAGAGUUAGCUGUGAUGCAGCUUGGGACAGGCCAGUUGAACAUGUUUUUCUGUUUACAUCAGUCCAGGCUGAUAAGCCAUAGAGCAGUGCUUUUCACACCCACAUGUGGAUGACUUGAUGCAAGUGCACUUGUUUAACUUCUCAAAAUGGGGAAAAAACCUGUAUAGAAAUUCAAGAAUGUAUUUUUAAUUGAAUGAAACGGCAUAUGCAGUGAGACCAUGGUACAGGGAGGAGAAAGCUGUGCAAGUGUUUUGAUGCUGAAGCUGCAACAUCCUGUUUUGUUGCAAAAUUAAAGUUGAAAAAAUGGCAGAAGACUGUGCUUUGUCAUGCUCUUGGUAUUUAAAAAGGAUGAAGUAGUUUUGCAUUAAAAAGGUGCUGAAGCUUCCUCCUCCAUCUAACAGGUUUACAUAGUUUUUAAACUUGGACAACUAAUGCAGGCUGUUAAGACUAUUUUUUGAAGAGACCACCCCAAGGAAAAGGUAUUUGAUUGCUCUUUCUAUGCUUGACCACUAGAUGGAGACAUUUAGCCUUUUCUACUUAGGAAAAUUUACUCAUUAAAUAGCUGCUUUUCUCCAAAGCAACUUUCAGUCAACACUAGAUAGUAACAUCUACAUACCCUUUAUUCACCAAGGUGACUUCCAAUGCUAGACUACAGUGCAUUAUGUACAGUGAGUCAUUUAUACACCGGUGGAAAAAGCACACAACC
Messenger RNA from Scleropages formosus (Asian bonytongue), 2068 nucleotides. RefSeq names its product lipid transport auxiliary protein 1 (gene ltap1). Lineage: Eukaryota; Metazoa; Chordata; Actinopteri; Osteoglossiformes; Osteoglossidae. Gene Ontology annotation, biological process: phagocytosis. The coding region runs from base 162 to 929 and encodes 255 amino acids. The record is from RefSeq and is a predicted model, not a curated record. The transcript is spliced from 7 exons.